AUGGCGGCGGCGAACGACGGCGCCCCGCUCGGAUCCUCCGUAAUCUCACUAGUCAACAAACUUCAAGACAUCUUCAGCCGCGUCGGAAGCCAAUCCACCAUCGACCUCCCUCAGGUUGCCGUUGUCGGCAGCCAGAGUAGCGGCAAGUCUAGCGUCCUCGAAGCUCUCGUCGGCCGUGACUUCCUCCCUCGUGGUAACGAAAUCUGUACCAGAAGACCUCUUGUUCUCCAACUCGUUCACAUUCAAUCCUCCCAACCGGAAUCCGCCGAGUUUCUUCAUUUACCUGGACGUACCUUUCAUGAUUUCUCCCAAGUCCGUGCUGAAAUUCAGGCUGAAACUGAUAGGGAAGCUGGAGGGAAUAAAGGUGUUUCUGAUAAGCAGAUUCGUCUUAAGAUUUUUUCGCCUAAUGUUCUUGAUAUUACACUUGUGGAUCUCCCUGGUAUUACCAAGGUUCCGGUCGGUGAUCAACCUUCGGAUAUUGAAGCUCGAAUUAGAACCAUGAUCAUGUCCUAUAUCAAAGUUCCCACCUGUCUCAUUCUUGCUGUUACUCCUGCUAAUUCAGAUAUGGCUAAUUCUGAUGCUCUUCAAAUGGCUGGAAAUGCUGAUCCCGAUGGUCAUAGAACGAUAGGUGUCAUAACCAAGUUGGACAUCAUGGACAGAGGUACCGAUGCUCGGAAUCUGUUAAAGGGAGACAUUAUUCCCCUCCGACUUGGUUAUGUCGGUGUUAUAAAUCGGAGCCAGGAGGAUAUUAUGAUGAAUCGGAGUAUAAAGGAUGCUCUUGCUGCUGAAGAGAAGUUUUUCCGCAGUCAUCCUAUAUAUAGUGGUUUAGCUGAUAGUUGUGGCGUUCCUCAAUUGGCAAAGAAGUUGAACAAGAUUCUUGCCCAACAUAUCAAGGCUGUGCUACCAGGGCUGAAAGCACGAAUAAGCACUUCACUAGUCACUCUUGCAAAGGAACAUGCAAGCUAUGGAGAUAUCACAGAGUCCAAGGCUGGGCAGGGCGCACUUAUCCUGAAUAUUCUUUCAAAGUAUUGUGACGCUUUCUCCUCCAUGGUAGAGGGGAAGAAUGAGGCAAUGUCUACAUCUGAGCUAUCAGGUGGAGCACGAAUUAAUUACAUUUUUCAAUCCAUAUUUGUGAGGAGUUUAGAGGAAGUGGAUCCGUGUGAAGACUUGACUGAUGAUGAUAUUCGUACCGCGAUACAGAAUGCAACUGGACCUAAAGCAGCACUGUUUGUUCCAGAUGUUCCAUUUGAAGUCCUUGUGCGGAGGCAGAUAUCUCGGCUAUUGGAUCCAAGUCUUCAAUGUGCCAGGUUUAUAUAUGACGAGUUAAUGAAGAUCAGCCAUCGCUGUAUGGUGACUGAACUGCAGCGAUUCCCUUUCUUAAGAAAACACAUGGAUGAAGUUAUUGGGAACUUUUUACGAGAAGGCCUUGAACCCUCAGAGACUAUGAUCACACACAUCAUAGAAAUGGAGAUGGAUUACAUAAACACUUCCCACCCAAAUUUUAUUGGUGGAAGUAAAGCAUUAGAAGCUGCAGUUCAACAGACCAAGUCUUCUACAGUUUCUCUGCCAGUUUCUAAAUUGAAGGAUGCUUUGGAUUCUGAUAAAGGAUUAGCUUCUGAGAGAAGUGGAAAGUCUCGAGCUAUUCUUGCAAGACAUGCCAAUGGAGGAAUGGCAGAUCAUGGUGUGCGUGCUGCAUCAGAUACUGAUAAAGUAGUGCAUUCUGGAGCUGCUGGUGGAUCUAGUUGGGGGAUCUCAUCUAUUUUUGGCGGAGGUGAUAAUCGCGUGUCUGUGAGGGAGAAUACAAAUAGUAAACCUCAUUAUGAUCCAGUUCAGAGUGGGCAUCCAUCCUCUACAAUUCAUUUGAGAGAGCCCCCUUCUGUCUUGAGGCCAUCUGAGAGAAGUUCAGAGACACUAGCUGUUGAAAUUACAGUAACAAAGUUGCUUUUGAGGUCAUAUUACGAGAUUGUCAGAAAAAAUGUUGAGGAUCUUAUUCCUAAGGCGAUUAUGCACUUCUUGGUAAAUAACACGAAGAGAGAGCUGCACAAUGUCUUCAUCGCAAAUCUAUACAGAGACGAUCUGUUUGAAGAGAUGUUGCAAGAGCCUAAUGAGAUAUCCGUUAAAAGAAAGCGCUGUCGAGAACUGCUCCGAGCUUAUCAACAAGCUUUUAGGGACUUGGACGACCUACCUCUUGAAGCUGAAACAGUUGAAUGGGGACACAAUUCGCCUGAAACAAUUGGCUUGCCUAAAAUUCGUGGAUUACCAACUUCUUCUAUGUAUUCUACUGGCAGUUCAGGAGACAGUGUCUAA
Vicia faba (fava bean) is the source of this 2307-nucleotide messenger RNA. NCBI's taxonomy places the organism in Eukaryota, Viridiplantae, Streptophyta, Magnoliopsida, Fabales, Fabaceae. The record is from the annotation of a GenBank genome assembly.